Molecule: messenger RNA, 991 nt
Organism: Panicum virgatum (switchgrass)
Lineage: Eukaryota; Viridiplantae; Streptophyta; Magnoliopsida; Poales; Poaceae
Exons: 1
Coding region: 262-627 (121 amino acids)
Source: RefSeq, a predicted model, not a curated record
GUCCUAUAGUAGCAGUAGGCACUUGCAUUGUACUACGUAUGCUAGCUAUUUCCAACAAUUCAACAGCAAUGGUGGUUACAAACUUACAAUAAUUCAUCAGCAGCUUAGGUCGGUCCAAAAGGGUCGCAAUAAUUCGAUCUCCAAUGAUUGUUCGUGGUGGUUCGUCUCUCAAUCUCCUUGUUGUGCACAUAUAGAAGCUCCAAAGUGAUGCCGGCCUGAGCAAUCAUCAAGCCGACCAAAGCCGCCGGCGGUUCAUUCACCAUGCCGGCCAGCACAAGGCUGCCCCUCGCCGCCGUGACCCUCCUCCUCCUCCCGGCCUGCACCGUCCUUCUCCUCUCCCUCUCCUGCUGCCCGGUGCAGGCCGCCGCCGACUACGGCGCCGGCGGCGGCAUGGCGGCCGUCGCCGCUGGUGCUGCUCCUGUCGACAUCGAGUGGCGGCAGCGCCGCCUGGAGGACGAGGUGGCGCCGGAGCUCGGCGGCAUGCUGGCGGCGGGCCAGGGCUACAUCUCCUACAACACGCUGGACAAGCAGUCCUGCGGCGGCGGCGGCUGCGCCGCCAGGGGAGCGUCCUACACCGGCAACGGGUGCACGUACAACAACCAGUGCCGCGGCGCCGGCGGCGGGUGAUCGCCCGGCGCGUGCUUGCGUCGCCACGGCGAGCGGCGCCGGCGGCCGCUGCCAGCAUCCGAGGGGAGGAGCCACGCGUGCGGCCUUGUUCGUUCUCCGUCGUCCAUCGCACGCACGCUCACCACUUAGCUGCUUCAAUUGUGCAUUCUCUCGAUCUAUGGAGGCUGUUGUCUUUCCUUUCCUCUUCUUUUUCUUUGGGAUAGAUCCAGUUGGUACCUUAUCAAUUGUUGUGAAAUGAUAAGAGAGAUGCUACAUGUGUUAGUCGCCUGAAAUUUAACAUUUAUUCAGACUAUAGGAUCAAAGUUUUCUGUCAUGCUAUAUGAAAAAUAAAGUUGUUCUAGCAUCUCAUCAAGAGCAUACUCUA